GUACGCUUUCCCCGCUUUGUGACGCGAUUAUUUCUGCGUUAAAUGCUAGACGUGAAAAAUCGAGCAAUCAGUACGUGUCUCAAGUGUAAUUAACGCAGAUCUGUGAAUCGAGAAAGUGAUAUUUCGUUUUAUUAGCCAAACUGCAGCUCAUCUCAACGCAGCCGAGAGAGUAAGUACACUUCUGAUUACGUUUAAGGGUUGAUUUAUAAUAUUGAACUCUUCUGUUUAUUUAUUAAAAAUAUUUUAUUUAGUUCGAAAUUGGAUUCUAGAUUCAUUUGCAUUUUUAACUAAUUUUUAUUAAACGUGAAAUGUUUCUUGCUCAUUUCUAAAGGACAAGGAUUGAUAAGACUUAGUUUUGAAGAAGUGAUAAGCAAUUUAAAAAAUAAGUGGGAAGUUAUAGAUUUUUGUGUUGAAUUAUUUGGUGAAAUUUUUUGUGAAUUUGGAGGCGACUUUUGAAUCUUCUCUCUUCUCUUUAUAUUUUAUUAAAUGAUUUGAAUAAAAAAAAGUAAUUCUGUACAUUUUUGGAAUAUCCACAAUUUUCGUAGAUAAUUAUUAUAACUAAAACCAUUAAUUAUUAUAAUUGUAUUUGGAACAUUAAUCACUAUUAUAAUACUUUAUUUAUAAUCGUAUUAAGAAAAAUUCCAUGAAUCAAUCGACCUCGUAAAUUAUGCAACUUUUAACGAAAAUUGUUUAACUCGAGCGUUGCAGGAUUCCUUACUAAAAACAACAAAGGCAUGUAUAUUACAUAAUCCACAUCGAUUGUGCGUUACUUAUGAUUUCUUAAUUAUUUGAUUAUUUAAAAAGAAUACACAAUUGUUAAAGUCAAAACGUUUCCCAUAGGAGACACGUGAGAAGACGUCUGAAAGCUCGAGUAGCUCAACGAAUACAAAAUUGGUAAUUAAAAAUUAAUUAAUAUUCUACUGCAUUUCUAAGAAAAACUUUCCAUUUCUAAAAAAAGUUAGGCUUGUUAUUAAAACUGAUUGAACAUCGUGAAAUUAAUAUGAAAUAAAUUACACUUUAACAUUUUUUUUAGUUCUGUUAAAGGACGUAAUAAUCAAACGUAAUUUUCCUGUUUUAAUUUCACGCAGAGGAAAAUUAAUCGACUAUCAUAGAAAGAUGGAUGCUGGUAGGGCAUCAGCUACGCGCAUAGCAGCGGCUUACGGGCCAGAGCUAAGUUUCCUACUGUUGCUCCGGAUGUUGAUCGGGAUGCAUAGGUCGGACAUCAUCGAUCAAGAGAACAGGGUGAAACCGAUCGAUAUGACGGGCCUUCAGAAUAAUUACGAUUUCAUAAUAAUCGGUGGCGGCUCGGCCGGCUCGGUGCUGGCUAAUCGCCUGUCGGAGAAUGAAAAUUGGUCGGUGCUACUGUUGGAAGCCGGUAGCGACGAACCGGACCUCUCCGACGUACCGAUGCUGUUUCCGAUUUUACAAUUGAGCCCAGUGGACUGGCAGUUCAAGACGAAUCGGUCCGAGAAUUAUUGCAAGGCCAUGAACGACAAUAGGUGCAACUGGCCUCGAGGCAAGGUACUCGGGGGAAGCAGCGUACUGAAUGCGAUGCUGUACGUCCGUGGAAAUAAAAAGGACUACGACAAUUGGGAGAGACUUGGGAACCCAAAUUGGGAUUACGAAAGCGUGUUACCGUAUUUCAAAAAAUCCGAGGACAUGAGAAUCGAGGAAUACCGAGAUUCGAUCUAUCACGGGACCGGUGGUCACCUGUCGGUCGAGAAAUUUAAUUACUAUUCACCCAUAACAGAUUACAUAAUAAAAGCAGGAACAGAGAUGGGAUACGACGUCGUAGACGUGAACGGACCUAAACAAACCGGAUUCACUCUGUCCCAUGGGACUCUCAAGAAUGGACUCCGGUGUAGCACCGCGAAGGGUUACCUUCGGCCGAUUUCGAAAAGAAAAAAUCUUCACAUCAGUACCGGGUCGUUCGUCGAAAAGAUUUUAAUAUCAGAAGGCAAGUACAGUUAACACUUCAUCGACUGCUAGCCUACUUUUCGGCUUUUCGAUUGCCAACGCUUAUCGACCGCUAGCCUAUUAAUCAACUUUUAGCUAUCAAUGGUUUUCGUACAGUGGAUUGUUGUUGUUUUAGUUUUUAUAAUUAUGCGACGUUAACGUUGUUGAUUUAAUGUUUUCGCAGUAGCUGUAUAUUAACCACUCCAUAUCUUUAUCAAUUAUAAUAUUCUUUUACCGUUUCUA
Ceratina calcarata is the source of this 2199-nucleotide messenger RNA. RefSeq names its product glucose dehydrogenase [FAD, quinone]-like. The record is from RefSeq and is a predicted model, not a curated record. The transcript is spliced from 2 exons. The coding region runs from base 1117 to 1971 and encodes 284 amino acids. Gene Ontology annotation, molecular function: flavin adenine dinucleotide binding; oxidoreductase activity, acting on CH-OH group of donors. Lineage: Eukaryota; Metazoa; Arthropoda; Insecta; Hymenoptera; Apidae.